AUGAGCUCUCUCUUCCGGAGGCUACAUCAUAACCUCUUUGCCGCCAUGAAUCCCUUGAAGAGGCAGACCUCUCAGCGGCUUCCACCGCCAGCUCUUUUCCAAGGACCACCGUCACAUAAUGCAUCAAAUAUCUCCCUUUCCGUACCACAACCAGCCUCUACACUUGCGACUCCCUCGGGUGGUCAGCCUCCAAACCUCCAACGAAAGCGCUCCCGUGAUGGCGACAGUGUGGAGAAUCGUGGCUUUUUAUCGCCGUUCAUGUCAAGGCGCUCGUCCAAGUCUGAAGUGGAUGGGUCCGAUGCCAUCUGGCAAGAGAUGCAGACCGCCCUUUCCGAGGUGGAAUUGAGCGCCGUGACAAGCGAGCAUGUCUUCGGCGAGAAACACGCCGAAGCGUUGGAGGACCUGCGCAUGAAACAAUUGAGGCUCGCGCAGGCGUGGGCACGCAGUGAAGCAGAUGAAGAAGUUGUCGACUCCAGCCACACCACCACUGAAGGAGAUAGACGAGCCUCAAUUGAAGCCAAAACUGCCGAUGCUGCGACCGAGCAAACCCCGGCUAAAGACCGUGUCUCACAACAUAAACUGGACGAGGAGACUGAAAAGGAUAUUAAUCUUGCGCGAAAGCGUCGUGAGGCAAACGACCGCUACUUUGAUCGGGUCAAUCAGGGUGUACUGGACGUGGUCGCCAAGCUCGAGGAGGUGUCUCAGGCCAUGCGCACGGUCGAGCGGGAGAGCAAGGAUAUUUGGAGCGACUCGGAGAGCGUAACGACAGAGGCACCGGUAUCGGCCAAUGCAGAAUGA
This is a messenger RNA of Penicillium cinerascens, 798 nucleotides long. Its product is annotated as DUF5315 domain-containing protein. The record is from RefSeq and is a predicted model, not a curated record. Lineage: Eukaryota; Fungi; Ascomycota; Eurotiomycetes; Eurotiales; Aspergillaceae. The transcript has a single exon. Bases 1 to 798 code for a protein of 265 amino acids.